AUGGGUCGAUGGGCUGCUGGUGUGUGGUGUGCUUGUACUGUCGCGACGCGCAGGGUGAGGCUGUCUUGUCCCUUCCCCCUGCCUGGCCUCCACUGGCCCGUGCCCUCGCCCUCCACACGAAACCACUGCCAGCAUCAGCCAUCCUGCAGCAGGCCAGCCGACGCCCACCCACCCCACCCCGGCGACAUGCCGCCCAAGAGACCCAAGCCAUCCGCCUCCCGCUCGGCCGACUCCCCCUGGCGCAGGUGUCCCCGAGCACCCUGUCUGGUCUCCUAUCACCCCAAGAACGCCCACCGCCACCUGGCCAGCUGCCGAUACUUCUCCUGCUCCAACGAGCACUGCAGCUUCCUGGGCACCCAGACCCAAGUCGAUGACCACGAGUCCGGCUGUCCCUACGGCCUUCGCUCCGAGGAAAUCGGCACAACCGAUCCCCUCUCCGAGUCGCCCUCCGAAGUCCUCGACAUCCUCACCUCGCCCAACCGUGUCCACAGCUACCCCACCGACCCCUCCAGCGGCGUCUCGCCUGCUUCCUCACACACGAAGCCCUGUGUCGCUCGCCAGGCGCGCCUCGACUCCCAGGACGAUGAUCCGCCCAGCUCCUGCGACGGCAGCCCCGUCCAAAGCUCGUCCCGGCUGACCAGGCUCACCAUGCCGAGCGACUCGGCGACGAUCACCCGCGCCCGGCCCGGCCAGCGCCGCUCGACCCUCGACCCGUACGACCCCUCCGCCAAGCGCAUCUUCUCGCUGCCCGACGAGGCCAUCCACCCCGGCCUCAAGCCGGGCCCUCCGAAGCCCGCCAAGUGCUCCUCGCCGGUGCCCCCUCCACCCACCCGCCGACUGGCCACCUACGAGCUGCAGCGCUACCGCCCCGAGCCGCGCUCGCUGCGUCCCCGCCUGCUCUCCACGGACACCAAGCCCUCACCCAAACUGCUCGCACAGAACCAACAGCACCAGGAGAAAGAGGAGGAGGGGAUCGCAGAAGCACUGGCCCACUCGGAGGCCCAGCUCGAGGCCGUCAAGGAGUGCUACAGCGCCCUGCUCAAGUCCUUCGACGACAUCGCCUACUCGAUCUCCCAGAACAAGGCCUCCCACGAGCUCCAGGAAGAGCUCGGCCGGGUGCCGCUGGAGGAGUUCGACCGGGUGCUCUCGGAGCUCAACGAGGACGGCGUGCCCGAGCGGGCCUUCCUGGCCGACAUCGUCCGCGACGACUUCGCCGACCAUGUCGACGACGACGACGACGAUGAUGAUGAUGAUGACGAGCAGAAGGAGUGCACCAGAAGGGCGGCGACGGGGAAGAAAAAGAAGAAGAAGAAGAACCUGGGACGCCCAACGACGCCGGCCGGGCGGAUGAAGAGCCCGGAUUCCUCGUCCGACGCCGGCUUCGACCCCCACGAACUACUGACCUCAGACGAGCUGGCGGACCAAGUCCGGCUGAAGAUCGCCGCCGCCGAGGCCAAGUCCUCGUCGCCGCUGCCUCUCGACAGUCCCUCGAACGUCUUCGGCCGCAAGCGCAAGCGGCCCGACCCCGCAUCUUCCCCCCUGCCCCUCCCGACCAGGUUCGUCCAUAAGCUCGCCGAUACAACUAUCGACCUUGGCGACGAAAUCCAGCCCGGCCUUCCCUCCUGCUGUAACUUUAAUAAACUCAUCCAGGCCGCUAAGGCGCGCAUCCAGACCAGACUCGACCUGCGCAACCAACGCCUCCGCUCCCCGUCCCCGUGA
Puccinia triticina is the source of this 1719-nucleotide messenger RNA. RefSeq lists its product as uncharacterized. The transcript is spliced from 4 exons. Lineage: Eukaryota; Fungi; Basidiomycota; Pucciniomycetes; Pucciniales; Pucciniaceae. The coding region runs from base 1 to 1719 and encodes 572 amino acids. The record is from RefSeq and is a predicted model, not a curated record.